Messenger RNA from Fundulus heteroclitus (mummichog), 3960 nucleotides. RefSeq lists its product as uncharacterized. The transcript has 7 exons. Lineage: Eukaryota; Metazoa; Chordata; Actinopteri; Cyprinodontiformes; Fundulidae. Bases 807 to 3065 code for a protein of 752 amino acids. Gene Ontology annotation, molecular function: DNA binding. The record is from RefSeq and is a predicted model, not a curated record.
GCUAUGCAGCUUCCUGUGGUAAGGUGCUACAAACCUGGAGGAGCCUAUCUCUCAAAGACCUUCCAUCUGUUAGUUGUUUUUGGACCGGUUAUUAGGUUUGACGGCACAGCAUGGCUUUCUCUUGGCCCCUGGGGAGAUAGGGACCCCAAAUUACCAGGGCUUGCUCUACUCACACCCUAGAAACCGUGCGGUUUGAUAUCUCUAAGUUAAGUAGAAUCUUUACUGGUGUCUCUUUGGGCCUGGUGGGGCUCCAUGAAGCCUAAAUCCUUGAGCUAGGGUUAGGCGAUUUGGCCCCUUUUACCCAAAUAUCACAUGUUAAAUCCCAUGGAUUGUCAAGCAUUGCAGCAAAAUAUUAGGGAGAGCGGAUUUUGACAUUUUGGUGUAGGAUUAGGCUGGAUGUGAAGUCUAUGGAGGUUGGCGCUCCAUGGUCCAUGGGUGUGUGUGUGUGUGCGCUGGUGCCCGGGCUUGGUUGCUGGUAGCAGGGGUGGGUGCAGGGUCUGAUGUGGAGACUCAGUGUUUCCCCUGGUUCUCAGGAGGCUUUACUUGGUACACCUGCAGCCACUUGCUGCACUCUUGAUUGCAUGAGCAGAAGGCAGCUGUAGGUACCUAACAUGCCAAUCAACGAAUGACUGAGGAGCAGUACUUAACAGCCCAGGACCAGAGCGGACUUCUUUCCCCUCCACUGUUCACACGGUAAGUUGUGAAGCUCUUAUGCAUCACGCUGGGAAAUGGGGCUCUGUUCCUGGCUUUGAGAUAUUAACACAGCUCGUGUUAUCGUAUCUUAUUUUUCAGAUUCUCAUAUCAACAUGGCGCCCCCAAAGCAUGUUUGUUGCCCACUCUGCCGUUCUGAAUUUACCUAUAUAGGCAGGCACCUAAGAAAUAGUCAUGGCAUUAAAAAUUCAGAAGAGCGAGAAAUAUUGAUCAAGUACAGUAGUGGGAGGGUCAAUAUUAGAAAAAUGCCCUGUCCAGUGGAGGGCUGCAGUUAUGCUAGCACAAGGCUGGACAGGCAUAUUGCUCAAGCUCACCCGGAGAUGGAGGGGGAGAGGAAAGCCCAGGUGAUAACUGAUUUGAAGUACCAGGUAACAGUGCACAUGCUGCGAGCUUUGAGCGCCACAAACCCGAGCCCUCCGAUGGUCUCACGUUUACACAUGGACCCAAUAGCAAGAGAGGAAGCAAAUCGGUAUCAUCCAACAUCAGAACCCCUUGAUGACGAACCAUCGCCUUUAUCCUGCAUCUCGUGCAAACAGCUUGAGGCAAAGAACCUGCAGCUUACAUCCGAUUUGGGGCAACUAAGAAAGAAAUUGCUGUACCAGCACAGAUGGGCUGAAAGGGCAAAAAAAACAAUCAAACGACUGGAAGAGGACCGCCAAAAGGCAUCCACAGCCCCGGUUCCAAGUGUGGACGUUGAUGCUCUGGUGAGGAGUGAAUCUUUCUCUCCUGAUGAAGAACAGCAGCACAUCAACAGACCUAAGUCAAAGGGGGAAACCCGGAGCACCCUCUGUUUGGCGAAAGCGUACCCCAAAUUCCCACCAAGCAUCUUGGAAUACAUCGCGGAAUAUUGGCAGCACCUCAAAGGCUCCCGUGGUCUGAGGAAAAGGAUUGAAAAUCAAAGAUCCAAAGUGGGUAGAAUCAUGGCUUUCCUUUCGUUUAUAACCAAGGGCCAGCCAAUCCUCCAGAAUUGGACUUUCCUUCCCAAUAUGUCCAGGAUAUACCAGUGGCCAGAGCAUCUGCAGAAUGGUGGAAAAGCGGAGAACACAGUGAAGACCUACCUGGUGAAUUUGUCCCAGUUCCUGGGCUACUUCAGGGACACUCCUCCAACUUCGUCAAGAGUUCCAAAAAGAGAAGUGUUUGCCGUGAUUCGUGCUAUCUCAGAGUGUAUUGCAAGCCUGGGUCCACGUGUUGUCAUGCGUCAGAUACGUAUAAAGAAAAAUAAGUUGAGCAGAACCAUCUCCAAGGACCAACUUCGCCUCUGCAAAGUCCUGGCCAGGAGACGCAUCCCUGAACUUCUUGAUGAACUGUCUGAGGACCCCAACCCGGAGGCGCGCAGGAGAUUCUACGGGUACCUCAGUGUUUACCUAGCAAGCCUCUAUGGACACCGCACCGGUGUUCUAAAGAAUAUGACUGUCUCCGAGGUUGAUGAAGCCCAGCAGGAAGCCACAGUCGGACAAGCGGGCUUUGUGAUCAAUGUGAAGGAACACAAAACCAACCGUGCGUUUGGCCCCGCACAGCUCUACUUAACUAUAGAGGAAUUCUCAUGGGUGGAGCAGUGGAUGAUCAUCAGACAGAAACUAAACCCACCCACAGACCUCCUUCUCUUCACCGAAAACUUCACAAACAUCGAGAAACUCAUCGUGCCGAUGCAAGCCGCCUGGCUUGACAUGGGUUUUCCUGGGCGUCCCACAUUCACAGACUUCCGAACAUCAAUAGCCACAUACGCAAGGAAUACUUUGUCACCAAGUGACCGGAUCAACAUUUCAAAGACCAUGUGUCAUGACACGCGGACAGCAGACAAAUUCUACGCGCUCCACCGCACCGCGUCAGAGCUGGCUCGGAUCCGUCAGAAUUUCGAGGCAGCCGUCAAGCCACCACGUACGACGGUACAUGACACCGCCGAACCUUCCCUCCUCUCCAUGUCAGAAUCAUCAGGUGAUGGUCUUGAGGAGGAAGCGGACUGCGCGCCUCCCACCCCGCCUGCCGGUCCUUCGCCCGGUGCUGUGCCGUCCUCACCAACAUCCAGUCAGGCCACAGGAUCAACAAGCCCUGAUCACGCUUCUGAGAGCGACGUUGACUACACUGUUGACAGCGAGUCUGACCACACUGUUGACAGCGAGUCUGACCACACUUCUGAGAGCGAGUCUGACCACACUUCUGAGAGCGAGUCUGACCACACUUCUGAAUACACUUCGGAGAGCGACCCUUCAUAUGAACCACGUAGAAGGACCCAACAACCCAGAAGAAAGAGACCAUUGUUUACCUACACGUUGAGAAAUAGACAACCAGGGUGCAGCCAAAGUGCACGUGUGCUGAGAUCCAGAAAAACAGUAAAAAAAAUAAUAAAAAAAUAAAUAAAUCAAUGGUGAUGUGUCUGUAUUUCCUUUCUGCUACAGUUUGGGUGAAAACAAUUAUUUAUCUUUAACAAAUUGUGUUCUUUAAGACAUUUCUCCAUUCAUUAUUCCUGGCAAAUAAAAUAAAAAAAUAAAACUUAUAAAGUCCCACCUCCAGCAUAGGGGGGGGUCUGUGUCACGCAGCUCUGCCCCAGAAUAGUGCGCCUUUGCUGGGCUAGUGACGCGUGAAAGCGCCCCUCUGGUCCUGGAAGUCCAGCAUGGGGUGGAUACGAAAUCAAUUGGAGUAGCCCUUCCGCACUGUACCAGGGGAACAAUUUUGGAAAAAAAAUAUUUUCUAAGUUCUCCAGCAUGGGGUGGAUACGAAAUCAACUGGAGUAGCUCAGGGAGAUACAAGGGUCUCGAGGGAUCCUGGGGCCUUACGCGAAAAAAAACCCUUCUGCAGGUUAAUAUGAAAUGCGCCACGCGGACAUGCAUGCAGCGUUUUUGGGUUAAUGUAGCCAGAGUAGGCCGCUGCGUGGAGCUCCAUGGUGCCUCUGGAGGAGCUGGGAGAUCCAUGGUGCACGCGGAGGUUAGGAGACCCAGAGCGGGCUGCUUCUGGUGCGGGGAGAUCCAUUCUGCACGCGGAGGUUAGGAGACCCAGAGCUAAAAUUAACAAAAGGAAUUAAUAGGAAUUAUUAUAAUAUUAAUGGUAAACGAAAAAAAAUAAAAAAACGUGUCCCACCUCCAGCAUAGGGGGGGGGUCUGUGUCACGCAGCUCUGCCCCAGAAUAGUGCGCCUUUGCUGGGCUAGUGACGCGUGAAAGCGCCCCUCUGGUCCUGGAAGUCCAGCAUGGGGUGGAUACGAAAUCAAUUGGAGUAGCCCUUCCGCACUGUACCAGGGGAACAAUUUUGGAAAA